This is a messenger RNA of Paraglomus occultum, 144 nucleotides long. The record is from the annotation of a GenBank genome assembly. Lineage: Eukaryota; Fungi; Glomeromycota; Glomeromycetes; Paraglomerales; Paraglomeraceae.
GAGAGAAGAAAGUUGAAGUUGCUUUUGGACUCUUCAAGUUGCAAAGCUUCUAAUACUGAUGCUUCUAAUACUGAUACACAACAACUGACAAAGAAAGAACAGGCAGCUGUAGAUGCCCAAUUUGCUAAAGAGUCACAAAUAUGA